CUGCAGUGAGCUCCCCAAAGAAGAAGAGCAGGCCUCAGGUAGCUCUGUGAGAAAGAUGGACAGUCCCAAGCAGUUAAAUUUUCACGUGUCUAUCCGGAAGGGAUCUUCUAUUCCUGCUCUGCAAAAAUGCAACACUUGCUGUUCUCCAGGAAAAUUUCAUUGUCCGUUUUGUUCACCUGAAAUUUUCAAACCCACAAACCGCCCCAGUCUUAGGAUCCACUUGGACAGCCAUCAAAGGGAAGCCUUUGAAACUGGAAAAUACACCUUCCACAGGUGUAGACUCCAGUGCAGAAGUCAGGCGCAUUACCACUGUUUGUACUGCAAAGCCACAGUGAUAAGAAGGAAAACUUUCCACAGUCAUCUGUCAUUUUGCAGUGAGCAACAACAGAGGAGGGUCCGGAAAUUAUCCAAACUACAGGCUGAAUUGACACAAAGAUUCCAAAAUGACAGAGGGAGCCCUUCAUAUGACAUGGAGAGGGAUGUGAACGGUAACGGCAUAACUAUCGUCUCAGAUUCAGAGGGCCAAGAUUCAGAGGGCCAAAACAGCCACAGAGCCAGCGGCGGCCAUUCUGUGUCUCACAGUUUCACCAGAUCAGGCAAAUGUGACACUGGGAGGAAAAUGAAGAGGAGUACAGAGAUGGACUCCUCUAAAUGUCACAAAGGAGUACAGACAGACACUCCAAAACCACAAGACUGCGAUGAGUAUUACUUUAUGACCCUCACGAAAGUGUUUAAGAAGUUGGCUCCUCAGAAAAAGGCAGGGGUCAGGAUGAAAAUCGAGCAUCUUCUUCUCGAAGCUCAAUUUACAUAGA
This is a messenger RNA of Maylandia zebra (zebra mbuna), 812 nucleotides long. RefSeq lists its product as uncharacterized. The record is from RefSeq and is a predicted model, not a curated record. NCBI's taxonomy places the organism in Eukaryota, Metazoa, Chordata, Actinopteri, Cichliformes, Cichlidae. Gene Ontology annotation, molecular function: DNA binding.